This is a messenger RNA of Dipodomys ordii (Ord's kangaroo rat), 1269 nucleotides long. RefSeq names its product tryptase alpha/beta-1-like. NCBI's taxonomy places the organism in Eukaryota, Metazoa, Chordata, Mammalia, Rodentia, Heteromyidae. Gene Ontology annotation, molecular function: serine-type endopeptidase activity. Gene Ontology annotation, biological process: proteolysis. The record is from RefSeq and is a predicted model, not a curated record.
AUGUCCAGUGCCCAGUCCACAGUGGGGAACCCCGAUCUGACGGACGUGGCGGGCCCUGGGCGGCCCUGGAGGACCCCGGGGGCUGGUCCAGGCUUCCUGGCCACCACGGGCCCACAGGAGUGCGGUGCUGCGCUCCGUGGCCCCCGGCUGGGCACGUGGGGGUCUGCAGGGAUAAAUGGGGGCGGGACGGGCCCCAGAUGGAGAGAAGAGGCGACGGUGAGGAUGCUCCCGCUGCUGGCACUGGCCCUCCUGUCCAGCCUGGCCCUGGCCGCUCCUGCCCCGAGCCCCGCCAUGGGGCGGGCGGGCAUCGUGGGGGGCCAGGAGGCCCCGAAGAACACGUGGCCCUGGCAGGUGAGCCUGAGAGUCCACCUCGUCUACUGGAAGCACAUCUGCGGGGGCUCGCUCAUCCACCCGCAGUGGGUGCUCACCGCCGCGCACUGCGUGGGACCGCACAUCCUCCCCCCUGAGCUCCUCCGCGUGCAGCUCCGCCAGCAGCACCUCUACUACCGCGACCGGCUGCUGCCCGUCCGCCGCGUCGUCCCCCACCCCGACUACUACGCCGCACAGACCGCCGACAUCGCCCUGCUGGAGCUGGAGGAGCCCGUGAACGUCUCUGGCCGCGUGCGGCCCAUGUCCCUGCCCCCUACCUCGGAGCCCUUCCCCGCGGGCACCCCAUGCUGGGUGACGGGCUGGGGAGACGUGAAGGAUGAGGAGCCCCUCCCACCGCCCUUCCCCCUGAAGCAAGCCAAGGUCCCCAUCGUGGAAAACCGUCUUUGUGACGCCAAGUACCACAGCGACAACAUCCACAUUAUCCAGGAUGACAUGCUGUGCGCCGGAAACAGCCAGAAGGACUCCUGCCAGGGCGACUCCGGCGGGCCGCUGGUGUGCAGGGUGAACGGCACGUGGCUGCAGGCGGGUGUGGUGAGCUGGGGCGAGGGCUGUGCGCACCCCAACCGGCCCGGCGUCUACACCCGCGUCACCUACUACUUAGACUGGAUCCACCGCCACGUCCCAAGCACCCCUGAGCCAGAGGACAGCCCGUCCUGGGAGGGCCAGGGCCAGGCCGCAGCUCUUGGGGCUCGGUGCCUGGCUGUGUGGCGGGGUCUCCUCACGGCCCUGGACCCCGGGCUGGUUGAGCAGCAGCCCGCAGGGCAGGGGCCGGGACCACGGGAGAGCAGAGACGCUGGAAGGCCAGAGGUAGAGGACAGCCAGGCGCCGGGUCAGGUCUCGCCCCUCUCCCGGCAUUGUCCUGUCCCGACCCGGCCAUGA